AUCAUAGUGGCUUUGUUCGCACACAGAUGUCGCUUUUGUAUCCCUUUCCCCAGCUCUGACACGUCGGAUAAAGACGAUGAGCCGGCAGUUCCUGCACUCAGUGGACAUCCUGCUAGGUGCUUCAGCGCUGGUGAUCCUCUACAAGCUGUACACCCGCCUAGUGAAGUCAGUGCACCUCCCGUACCCACCCGGCCCGCCCGGAUACCCACUCAUCGGCCAUGUCAAGACUCCCGAAGAGCCAGGCUGGUCGGUCUAUCGCGACUGGAGCCAACAGUAUGGCUCGGAUGUCAUACAUCUCAACUUAGUGGGCACGCACCUCAUUGUCUUGAACAGCUUGCAGUCGUGUACGGACUUGCUGGAGAAACGGUCAAACAUCUACUCCGACAGGCCUACGUCGGGCAUCACCAUGCUUUCUGAGCUAUGCGGGCUUAGCUGGAGCUUCGGACUGCAGUGCUAUGGUCCCGAAUGGCGCGACGGCCGCAAGGCGUUCCAAACGCAGUUCCACGCGGGUGUAGUGCAGAAGUACCGCCCGGCGCUCUCGCGCGAGAUAUACCGCUUCCUGCGCCGGCUGUGCGCAAACCCCGCAGAGUGGGCACAUCUUCUCAAUUUGAUGGCAGGAGGUUUGAUAAUGUCUAUCGGAUAUGCGAUUGACGUCCAGGAGAAAAACGACCCACUCCUGGCAGCGGAAGAGCAUGCCGCCGAGUGUGUGAAAAAGACCUUGGUUCCUGGUGCCUACCUCGUUGAUAUCCUUCCAUUUUUAAAAUACAUGCCAGAGUGGCUUCCAGGCGCAGGGUUUCAGCGGGAAGCGAAAGCGUGGCGAAAGUCCAUGCUGCAAGUAUUGCAUGCACCGUACGACGUCGUAAAGGAGCGCAUGGCAAGAGAUCCAGCGGCGACGCCCGACUGCGUCACGAAGUCCUUGAUGGAGAAGAUGGUCGAUACUGCGAAGGACCCUGCCUACAUGGAACGAGUUGCCAAAUCAGCAGUCGGCUCGAUGUACCUUGCCGGCUCCGACACAACGCUCUCGAUUAUUAUGUCCUGCAUCCUUGCAAUGGUGCUCCACCCCGAUGUUCAGCGUCGCGCACAAGAGUCUAUCGACAGGGUUUGCCAGGGUCGGCUUCCUGACUACUCAGACUACGAUGCCCUGCCGUAUGUACAUGCGUUCGUGCGAGAAGGCCUGCGGUGGAACCCGGUGGUUGCCUUGAAUCUUCCACACAGAUGCACCACCGACGACAUCUACAAAGAAUACCUUAUUCCCGAGGGUUCUAUUGUUGUCGCCAACAUUCGGGCCAUCUUGCACGAUCCUACAGUUUACCCUGAUCCAUCAAUUUUCAACCCAGAGCGCUUCUUGCGCCGCACGCUCGACGACGAGCUCGAGCUAGACCCCAACGUGUUAGACCCGGCACAAGCCGCCUUUGGCUUCGGACGACGAAUCUGUCCAGGACGUCUCAUGGCGUACCAGUCCAUAUGGCUCGCGCUCGCGAAUCUUUUGGCUGCGUUCCGCAUUGAGUGCGCAAAGGACGAGAGCGGGGAGCCGAUUGUCCCGAGCGGAGAGUACGACUGGGGUUUCUCAAACCACCCAAAGCCGUUCAAGUGCGCGAUACGCCCGCGCUCGAAAGAACACGAGCUGCUCGUCGUGCGGGCUGCUAAGGCCAGCGAAGAGUGAGGGUCUCCGGAGGCGAUAUUUGGGAGAUGUCGUGUGAGCCGGAGAGUAUAUCGCCGCCCUAGAGGCUAGCUUAUCACCGGAAGCCUAAUGGUUACCGACAACAUUGCAUAAAAAGUGUGCCGGCUGUGGAACGAGAAAUAUGGUGCAUGCCCGC
This is a messenger RNA of Phanerochaete carnosa HHB-10118-sp, 1817 nucleotides long. RefSeq lists its product as uncharacterized. Bases 77 to 1663 code for a protein of 528 amino acids. Lineage: Eukaryota; Fungi; Basidiomycota; Agaricomycetes; Polyporales; Phanerochaetaceae. The record is from RefSeq and is a predicted model, not a curated record. The transcript has 12 exons. Gene Ontology annotation, molecular function: iron ion binding; monooxygenase activity; heme binding.